AUCUUCAUCUUCUCCAACAUUUUCUUGAAAUCUCUCUGUAAAUUCGACUUUUAACUAGUUCUUCCACCCUCAAAUUCAUUGCUACAUAACAGGUGAGAGAAAAUAAAGAAUCAUAAGAAAUAGAAUAAAAUCACAAAUAAUAAUGCACACCAUUUCUACCUUCAAAUUCAUUACAGUUUCUUCAACACUAUCAUCCUCCAAUCCAAGAAUUUCCACCGCACUCCCUUUAUUUUCAAAGAAAUUCUCAUCGGGUAUCCAAAAUUUAUCUUCCAUUUCCACAUCGAGAAAGACCCUAUUUCAGUCAAAAUCAUCAGAAGAAGCAGAGGUGUCCGAAGCAGAGGACGAGUGGCUUCAAAGGUUGCCGGAGAAAAAGAAGCCAAUAUACGCUCACAGCUUGCCAUGCAUAGAGGCCUGGUUGAGAAGUCUUGGGUUUUAUCAGAGUAGAGAAGAUAGAGCUGCUUGGUUUGUAGAGAAACCUGAUUGGCAUGCCAAACUCUCGCUCGAUGUCACUGAUCUUUGCAUAAGGUAUCUAAAGAGUGGACCAGGAGAACUUGAGAAAGACGUCGAAAGGAGAUUUAGUUAUGCACUGAGUAGAGAAGAUAUUGAGAAUGCUAUACUUGGAGGGCCAUGACGAUGAAAAAUUAUUAAUCCACUAUCGCUUAAUCCUACUGGAAACCCUCGUGUAGAAAGACUCAACGGUUAGCUUUAUAUUGAUUUAUCUACUUUUCAUUUAUAUCGAGUGAAUGUGUAUCUUUGAAAAUAAUUGUUAUUAACUGAUCAAUGGCACAAUGAAAAUAGAGGGAAUUACAUCCUUUUUUUUGGCAAGUAGAUGCUAGGAUCAACCUGAUGGAGCAUGUACUUUGCAGCAGUUUCAGUACCUAGAUGACUUGUUUGAUAUGAAAAAAAUAACUUAAAAUCAUUCAUUA
Molecule: messenger RNA, 926 nt
Organism: Olea europaea var. sylvestris
Lineage: Eukaryota; Viridiplantae; Streptophyta; Magnoliopsida; Lamiales; Oleaceae
Exons: 2
Coding region: 143-631 (162 amino acids)
Source: RefSeq, a predicted model, not a curated record